GUCAUACUGAAGGUUUCAAACAACUGCGCCUUUUCGUAUUAUUUUCUGCAAAUCAUGGCUUACCAGGAUAAAAUUAACGAUUUCAAGUGCUGGGCGACUAGCCUGGGCUGCCCGCCCUCUGACCUGCCCAUCGACGAUGGCCUGGGAAGGAUCUUCAAGUCGGGCUCCAGUCUUCUUCUAAACCAGCUGCAGGCGCGCAUCCACCCGCAGGAGGUGGUGCGAGAACUGCGCGAGAACCUGCUGAUCGCCCAAGUGGCCCGCUACAAGGAUAAGGUGGUGCCCCUGGCUUCCCGCAGCUUCCAGCCGCCGGAGCUGCAGCGAUAUCAGAAAAUGCAGAAGCUUAAGGAGCAGAAGCAGAAGGCGGAGCAGCAUUUGUCCGAUGCCCGAAAGGAGUACCAGCGACUAGCCGCCAGCAUUAAGACCAAGAACAUUCAAACCAUCAGUGCCACGAACCGGAAGCAACUCCUGGAGGCCAAAUGCAAUAUCCUCAAGCUUAAGCUGCAGUCGCUAAACAAGAGCUCCGAGCAGGAGCAGACGACCAAGACCCAGAUCCUGGCCACCACGCCGGUGGUGUUGAACUCAAGGAAUGCUAGCGAGAAGCAAGCCGCCCGCGAUGUUGAAACGGCUCUCAAAAAGCUGGAGAACUUCUACGGCGUGUGUGAUGAGGACACCAAUGCCCACACCCUGACGGAGGCCAAACGGCAGCUGUGGGAUGAGAUGCGCACCAUCUUUGCGGACACACCCAACUCCACGCUGCUGAACGUCAUCAUGAAAAUCAAGGAGGAGCAGCUGCAGCACAUAAUGCACCUCAAUGAGGCCAGGGACAACCCGACAAUGAGCAAACCUCCACUCAAUAGCUACGAGGUGAAGCUGCUGAAGACCAAGGCCGACAUGCUGGGCCUCGCUGCGAAAUCCCUGGCCGCCCACAAGGAGUUGGAGGUGAAAGAGGCACGCUUCUGCCAGGAGUACAGCGACUUUGCGGACGAACUGCAGCAGAAGGUGCACAGCUUCAAUGGCAUCGAUGGCGACUCGGUGGAGGCAGAGGCCGCCGAUGAGCUGAUAAGCGACUAUCUCGUCCAGUACAACAUGCGUAACUUUAAUCGCGCCCAGAACGACUUCUUGCGCGAGCAGAUCGAGCAGCUUCGCCAAGAACUGGACGCCGGCAGCAACCAACUGGAGAGCCACGACCUGAAGCUCGGCUCCGUGAAAGAGGUGUACGGCGACAUCAAUGCCUCGAUCAAUCGCAUUCAACAGGACAUGGUGCAGCUGUCGCAGAUCAAGGACAAGAUCAUCUUCUCCCGCAACAUGAUGAAGAAUCUGCUGGACGACAUGCAGGCCACGGCGCAGAAGCAGAACGCCAAGUCCCAACUGAUGAGCACCAAGCUGAAGGUCAGCAACAUGUCCAUGCUGGGCGCCGAGAGCUUCUGUCUGGCCAACGACAGCGUCUUCUCCAGCACCAAAAUGGAACUCGAUGUUAGUGUUAUGAACUCUUCCAUGCGUCGCAGCUUUGACAACAAGACACUGAUGCCGGGUGGCGGCGAUCUCACAAUCCUAGUGCCACAAUCCGGAGCCACAGUGCCCGCACACCUGCUGGAGCUGAACACAUUUGCGGAAAUGCCACUGGAAAAGCUCAGCUGCCUGCCCAGAGCCUGCUCCUUCCUGCUGUCGGCCAAUCCGCUUAUCGUAGAGGGACAGGAGCUGGCCUCCACUGUUCAACUGUCGCCUGGUUAUUUGCUGACACCCUUCGGGGCCCUGCAGGAAGUCCGCAAACGCAUUUUGUGGGCGUCGGCAAUUGCCGCGCACAUGUCUGACUUGAAAUUGAAUUUGGAGCCGUUAAUUGUUGAUCCGCACGAUUUGAGGCUGAAGGCAAGCCGUCAGCAGGACGAAAUGGACCAAUUGCUGGACAACAUGCAGGCCAUUGGGGUGAAAAUCCAAUUGCAACGGGACAGAGCCGAGCGCAUCUAUCGCUUCCUGCUGGACAAUCCGCUGCGUCGCUUUGUGCCACCCAGCAAGCGCCACAACAACGGCUCCUUUGCGGACUACGAGUCCGACUUCAAUCUCUACUAUCGCAUGGCCACCAAUGGAGCCUCGAUGAGAGACUAGGUUUAGUAUAAAAUAUUCUAUUGUUCUCAUUUACAAACAUAUCCUUUUAAAACUAAAUGUAUUCCCAAAGAAAAGGUCUUGCUCGUUGGUUUUUCAAAUAUUUUUAUUGAUUUUUUUGUUUGUUCAUUUGUGUUUUUGUCGUUUAUCAUUUUUUUUUCUUGAAUUACAAAGUCGAAAUUGAUUUUAAUCGUCGUCGCAGCCACACAAAAACUGGGCUCAAAAAUCUUGUCUUGUUUAUCAAAAGAAUUUCGUGCUUAAGACCUAAGUAGAGAGAGAGAUGUUUACAGAUGUUUUUGCCUCGACUUAAUGCCGGUGUUAGUAUUAUCAUUAGGGUUUAUUCGAGUUGUCACGAGAAUACUUUAUUGUUUAUUAAAUAAAAAAUAAAAUAUCUCUGUUCCCCCCA
This is a messenger RNA of Drosophila kikkawai, 2506 nucleotides long. It is a transcript of the gene dgt5, whose product is annotated as dim gamma-tubulin 5. The record is from RefSeq and is a predicted model, not a curated record. Lineage: Eukaryota; Metazoa; Arthropoda; Insecta; Diptera; Drosophilidae.